UGUUUGCAGCCGUUUCCAGGAGCUGAAGAUGCCGCAGUACAUCACUGACCUCGACGUUUCUGUGAACACCGGUGAGGAGAGUCAGCUACUUAAAAAAGGCUUCACCAAGGUUCCUGUUGAUCUGAACUCAGGAAGCGGAAAAAACAGUAUCUUCCUCUGGUACAAAACCGGUGACAAGCUCCAAGCAAUCACCAGGAUCCAGUUUACCUUCGAUAAUGAAAUGAAUAAGGGACUCAACGCAGAAGGGUACUACAAGGUCGACAAAAACCUCAACACUGGAACCCGCGGCUGCCCCAUCUACCUGUGGUUCUUCAAAGGCUCCACUCCGUACGACGUCCCAAUUGUGGAGCUCAGCUUCUCCACUAAUGCAGCAAAUGAUGCCAAAAAGGCCCAGCCUUUGUGGGAGAGGUCAGCCUGUGAUAUGAACCGGAGAGCUAAAGGAAACUUUAUAUACCUGUGGAUGAAGAGGGAGCAUCAGACCUACAUCUGUGACAUCACCGCCACCGCCGACAAUGCUGGGGACGCCGUGCUCUUGCAGCAAGGUUACAUCCGGGUGGACGAAGACACCAACAGAGAUGCGCAUGGGGCUUUUGUUUUCAUCUGGUAUCGACAGACCACCGAUAGUCAGAAGGCCAUCAAAGAUCUGCAGGUCUCCACGGACGAGGAGUCCAUAGAGAGGUAUCAGAACCAGGGCUAUAAGCAAGUUGAAACCAACCUGAAUAAGGGGACGAAAGGAACCCCGGUGUAUCUGUGGUACAAGACCAGUGAGUGCAAAGACCCCAUCAAGAUGGUCACCGUGAUCCUGGACCCAGACGCACCGCACCUGUACACGAAAGCUGGUGUGGAGGUCAUUGAGAAAAAUCUCAACGAGAAAAAUUCAGGCUUCAAAGAGUACCUGUGCUUUCAAUAGAGAGUGUCCUCGGUUCUGAGCAUGCUCAGUGAGAGGAACUAAUCCCUCAGAUGAUUCUGGUCACAUGACCUGAUGUUUCUCCAAGAUUCCGAUGAUGUGGUUUAAUAAA
Fundulus heteroclitus (mummichog) is the source of this 1019-nucleotide messenger RNA. RefSeq lists its product as uncharacterized. The record is from RefSeq and is a predicted model, not a curated record. Lineage: Eukaryota; Metazoa; Chordata; Actinopteri; Cyprinodontiformes; Fundulidae. The coding region runs from base 29 to 910 and encodes 293 amino acids. The transcript is spliced from 2 exons.